UUUCCAAUCAAUUAAUCACUCAACCAUGGCUAAAACACAAACUCCUUUUCUUGCUCUCAUGAUUUUCUUCCAUUUUGUGUUGCUAAUCAACAAUGUGACCUCCGAAUCAGUUUCAUUCAGCUUCUCCAAUUUCGGACCCGACCAAAAGUUCGAUAUUGGUUUCCUUGGCGAUGCACGUCCAUUAGGUGGUGCAAUACAAUUGACAAGAAGAGAUAGUGGAAUAUAUGGCACUCCCGUUAUUCGCCAAAACAGCGUUGGUCGUGCACUUUAUAUUCCACCCAUUCACCUUUGGGACAAAUCCACAGGCAAACUCGCUGACUUCGAAACUGAAUUCUCCUUUGUGGUGGAUUCCGCUGGUUCAAAAGUCCACGCUGAUGGCUUCUCCUUUUUCAUCUUACCACUCGACGCUGACCCAAGAAUUCCCAAAAACUCAUCUGGGGGAUAUCUUGGACUCUUCAGUCCCGAAACUGCUUUCAACUCCUACAAAAACCAAAUAGUGGCUGUUGAAUUUGACAGCUUCGGGAACGAGUGGGAUCCCAAACCUGUAGCCAUUGCUCCUCACAUUGGAAUUGACGUUAACUCUCUUACGUCCUUGAAAACUACGGAUUGGCCUGUUAAUUCUUUUUCUCGAGGUUCAGUUGGAAAUGCUUUGAUAAACUAUGAUUCCAAGUCUAAAACACUGAGUGUUGUGGCUGGCUAUGCUAACCCCCUCUCUUCUGUUUCGUUCUCACAAACCAUUGAUUUGAGGGGUGUGCUCCCAGAAUGGGUUAGAAUUGGUUUCUCUGCUGCCACUGGUGACAAGGUUGAAACGCAUGACAUUCUUUCGUGGUCUUUCGUUUCACGCAUCUAGAUAGAGGUGUUCCUGUGACGAGAAUAAUAGAGUGAUGUGAGGGUCUUCAGAAGUGUUAUUGGUGUCUAGAAUAUUCUGCAAUCUGAGUGUUGUAUGGAUUUUUUACUAGUGUUUGUGUGUUUCCUUGCAAGGCAAAGCUUGUUGUCGUUAAAUUCAUAAUCAUGAUCUUCUUGAUUGUUUGAUUGAA
Cajanus cajan (pigeon pea) is the source of this 1037-nucleotide messenger RNA. RefSeq names its product lectin 5. The record is from RefSeq and is a predicted model, not a curated record. Lineage: Eukaryota; Viridiplantae; Streptophyta; Magnoliopsida; Fabales; Fabaceae. Gene Ontology annotation, molecular function: carbohydrate binding.